Tachysurus fulvidraco (yellow catfish) is the source of this 2323-nucleotide messenger RNA. RefSeq names its product Ras association domain family member 10a (gene rassf10a). NCBI's taxonomy places the organism in Eukaryota, Metazoa, Chordata, Actinopteri, Siluriformes, Bagridae. The record is from RefSeq and is a predicted model, not a curated record. The coding region runs from base 265 to 1566 and encodes 433 amino acids. The transcript has 2 exons. Gene Ontology annotation, biological process: signal transduction.
GUGUGUGUGUGUGUGUGUUUGCUCGGUUUAAGGCAGAGCUGCAGUUCAGUGGAGUCACAGGAUGGCACGCAGGCGGUUGGGACGCGCUACAGCACGGAAACACACGCACAUUUAACACGUUUCUGGAAGAAUAUGAACUGGGAUUAGAUUUUCUGUUCAUCCACAUGGACGGAAUGAAGCUCGCUGCGGAUUUAUUUGAAGUUUACUUUUGGUUUAAUCGCGAUGAGACGCGCUGGCAGUGACCGCGUAGUGUGGUGAUCGGUGAUGGAGGUGGAGGAGUGUAAGGUCUCGGUGUGGGUUUGCCGGGAGGAGAAGCUGGUGUCGGGGGUGACGAGGCGCACGAACUGCGCGGAUCUGGUGCGGGUGCUGCUGGAGGACCGGAGCUCACCGGCGCUCACGGGCUCCGUGCAAUCCUACUGCAUCGUGGAGAAAUGGCGCGGAUACGAACGCGUGCUGCCCAACAGGACAAAGAUCCUGCGCCUGUGGACUGCGUGGGGUCGCGAGCAACCCAACGUGCGCUUCGUGCUGGUCAGAAGUGACGCGUCGUUACCAAGCACCGGGCCGCGCAGCGCAGAGGCUCGUGUGGUCCCCAGUAAAGAGAGUCGGUGCGCGGAUACAAGCGACCCCGCGACCCCGGUGCCUGUAAUGACGGCUGAGGCAGAGAUCUCACAGGAGAAACGGCGUCGCGUGGUCCGAAAAGCUUUCCGCAAGUUAGAGAAGUUCAACAAGAAGAAAGAGGAGACGUGUGUGGAGGAGUUCUCUGAGAGGAUGGAGACUAUGGUGCACCUCGUCCUCUCGCAGGACCACACCAUCCGGCAGCAGUCGCAGCGCAUCCGUGAGCUGGACAGUGAGAUCGAGAGACACGAGGACAGGGUUCACACGGACAGAAUGAGGCGCCACGGGAUCAACUACGUGCAGGACACCUACCUAGUGGACGCGGGGGACAGCGCGAAAGCGAGCCCGGUGCUCGACGCAGAAUUGAUGGAGACAAAUUGCGACCAAAUUAUCCGACUCCAAGAGCAGCUGGACGAGCAUCACGCGCUGGUGGAGAGACUCACCGGAGAAAUCCAAGAGGAGCUUGACCGCAGAUGGAUGACACGGCGAUGUGGAGACGCGGACGAAACGGAGGAGAUCCAGCAAGCAGAGACUCCAGUUUGCCAAAAAGACGUGCGUUUAGAGGAGGAGAGGAUCAAAACUCAGCUGGAUACGAGCUCAUACAUCGGACUGCGUAUAAACACCGACCUGCAGGCUGUGCAGAGCGAGCUGGACGCGAGCCUGGAGGUGUGGGCUGAGAAAGAACGUGAUCUAAGGGAUUUACUGGAGAAACUGAACUCAUGUGGUGACUGCGAUGAAGACGCAGGUGAAGGAGACGCUGUGUUUACAAAUGAUGGUCAGCCUCCACCUCCACCACCAUCUUCUGUGGACCACAGUGACUGCUGGGAGGAGAGGGUGCGAGGACUUUCAAAAACUAACCCUAGUGGCAACGACGAUGAUUCGGAUACUGGACUGAGCUCAAUGCACAGUCAGGACUCAGAUAACGCAGCGGUGUGUGAGUCACUGGUGUGAGCACUGAUACUCUGGAGAAGGACAACAGCCCUGGGGCAGGAGGCCCAGUGCAAAAGAGGCCAAGAAAGUGUCAGAUUCCUGCUUCUGUACCUUUGUACCUGAGUGUCAGACAAAUAAUCUGAACAGUACUGAUGGAUAGUGAUUAAUCAACGAGUCGGUUCUUUUUUAAAAAAGAAAAUCUUCUGAAGUGAAACGAGUGAAUCCGUUCACAGACACAAAGCAUUUAAAUGAAUGAAUCUAAGUAUUAAAAGCGGUUCGUCUUCGUUAGACGCUGCUCCUACUCGACAAGCAUCACUUCCUCUGAUGAAGCACCGAGUCUGACUCAGCGAUCGCCUCUAAAACGAACCUAUUAUCUGCCGUUAGCGGCGUUUCAUUACGCAGCAUCGUGUAGCCACUUUAAAGGCUUUCUGAUUUCUAUGGCUUUGAUCCUAAACAGCAGGAAAUGUGUCGUUCCAGAAGAUUCUGCGUGUGUAAUGAACCUGCAGCGAGUGAAGACGGCCGAUUGUUUUAUCCGAGCUUCUUUGAAGAUUCGACACACAGAUUAUAAAGACCACCAAUUUACCGCACAUUCUCCAUAAACACAAUUAUGGGGAUAAAUGAGCUGUGAAUGUUUUUUAUUAUUAUUAUUAUUAUUUUAAUAUUCAUUUAUAGUCUUUUAAAAUGAUGAAGGAUCUUUCGGCUCUUUAUGGGUUUUAAAAUUGAACGAGGAUCAGGAUCGGGCCCCGAGCGUGUCACAUUAAACAUCUCAAAGACCUCA